AUGAAUGAUUUAAAUCCACUUAUCAUUGAUCCUAUCACUUCGCGAAAUAAUGGCACUGGGGUCGUCAUCGAUAACGAAACAGCCAAGAUGAUUAAAGAUCUCGGUGUUCUUGGGACUAUUGAGGGACACGUUAGCUCAACCACAGCCGAAGCUGCUGGGCUACUCUCAGCUAUUUGUUCGUGUCCUCGUGGUCGUAAAGCAACUAUAUUCUGCGAUUGCAAGCCCGUGGUUGACCAAUUUGCAGUCAUAGCGAAGUCUACUGAAAAGAUUCCAACGCGGUGGCGGUGUGCCGACUUGUGGCACAUGAUAUAUGAAGCCUACGAGAAACAAGGCCGCCGAAUAACCGUCCAAUGGACACCAAGUCAUAGUGGAAAGGAUGGAAACACCAUAGCUGACCAAUGGGCAAAUAAAGCUCACUCCUCAGGCUUGGCAUCGUGGAGAAUAAAAAAGGCCACUGGCGCUACCAAGUAG
Messenger RNA from Lobosporangium transversale, 471 nucleotides. RefSeq lists its product as hypothetical. Gene Ontology annotation, molecular function: nucleic acid binding; RNA-DNA hybrid ribonuclease activity. Bases 1 to 471 code for a protein of 156 amino acids. The transcript is spliced from 2 exons. NCBI's taxonomy places the organism in Eukaryota, Fungi, Mortierellomycota, Mortierellomycetes, Mortierellales, Mortierellaceae. The record is from RefSeq and is a predicted model, not a curated record.